AAAUGUUUCAAACUUUAUAAAAAUUAAGGGUGAUAUGUUUUAUGUUUGCAACAACAGCCGAACGUAAAGUUCCACCUCUACCUUCUGAUCUUCCAUUCACUCUAAAUAAUCUUUGGGAUAAUCCUGGAGCUAGAAAAAUAUAAAAGAGAUGGGGAAGAAGUGGUACAAGAGGAAAUGCUUGUGGUCGAGGAUAAAGAGGAUAAGGAGCACGUUCAGGUGCAGGAGUACCACCUAAAUUUGAAGGAGGUUAAACACCUUUAACUAGAAGAUUACCUAAAUGGGGAGCUAAACCUAGGUAUUCAAUUAUUAUUCAAUCUUUUUAUAGUUUAGAAAUUUAUAGAGAAGUCAAUAUUUGCCAAAUUGUUGAUAGAAUUAAAUAAGGAAGAAUUGAUGCUACUUAACCUAUCUAAAUUAGAGACAUGCUAGAAUCAAGAAUUUUUAGUAAAUGCAAAUAUGGUGUUAAAUUAUUGGCGAGAGGUGCUGAAAGAUUGGCUGAAUUAAAUACUCCUUUAACUAUUGAAGUCUCAGAUGCUUCUAAAACUGCUAUUGAAGCUAUCAAAAAUGCUGGAGGUCAAGUUAAAGUUGUUUAUUUUACACCUCUUCUUUUAAGAUAACAUAUGUUCCCAGAUAAAUAUCCAUUAGAAUUAAGAUAAGCUCUUCCACCAUCAAGAGCUGUAGAAGCCAUCUAAAGAACAGAGGAAAGAGGAGCUGUGUCAAAUUAUAUUAAACCAAAAUGGGUAAUCGAAGAGGAAGUUGAAAAAUAGAAAUUAGAAGAAUUAGCUAAAUUAGAAGUUGAUACUCUGAAAGUUUAAUUAAAAGUUGCAGAAACUGUUGAAACUGCUAAGAAAGAAAAAAAGAAGAAGGUUUUUCAUUUAUAUUAAUAUAAUUUAGAAACAAAAAUAAUAAGAAGAAAAACAAGUAAGUACAUUAGAUUUAACCAACUUUAAAUAUCCAGCAGUUAUUGAACCUGGAUGUGGUAAAGAUAAAAUCAGAUAGCGUAAACCAGUAGUAUAUAAAAAGAUAUCUUUAAACAUAGACUGAGUUAUUCAAAAUAUAUAA
Paramecium sonneborni is the source of this 1059-nucleotide messenger RNA. Lineage: Eukaryota; Ciliophora; Oligohymenophorea; Peniculida; Parameciidae. The record is from the annotation of a GenBank genome assembly.